UCGAUUUAACGCGGAACCACAAUUCAGGCGUGAGAAGGAGGCGUUUUCGUUUGGUUUGGUCUGACUGCAGCAGCUUCCGCUCUCUGGCGUCACACAUGUAGCACAAACAUGGCCCCUGCCAGCCGGGCUGCCGCCGUAGCCGCACUGAGCCUGCUGUACCUGUGCCGGGCGGUCGCCUCCACCGAGUACUUCUCCACGCUCACGCUGUUCAACAACGGGGUGACCAAGCAGGGCUGCAGCUCCCUGUCCGACUGGGAGGACUACACUGCGGACUGCGAGUCUUCAGUUCUACAGUUGGAGGACCCAGACUGCGAGGAGGGGAGCAACCCGCCCUGCGAGUCGGUCUUCUCACUUAACGCAGAGAAAAUCCUGAGCCAAGCCAAGCUGUUUAUAGAGCAGAAGAAAAUCCCCUUCCCUGUAGAUAACCACAACACAAACGAAGAACUUGCUAUAUGCUAUGUUCUGAUUGGCAAUGGCCUUUAUGAUGAAGCCAUCAAACACUUCUCACUCCUACUACAGGGUGAUCCAGAGCUGGUCAGUGCAAUAUAUGGAAGAGGGAUAGCUUAUGGGAAAAAAAGCCUGCAGGAUAUAAAGAACGCUGACUUGGCGUUGUACGAGCUCAACCGAGUGAUUGCGCUGGAGCCCAACUGGCCAGAGGUCUACGAGCAGAGGGCGGAGAUUCUGUCUCCUCUGGGGCGCAUCAGCGAGGCCCUGAGUGACCUGACCAAAGCCAUUCAGCUGCAGCCCUCGGCUCGUCUCUACAGACACAGAGGAACUCUGCUCUUCAUUUCAGAGGAUUACGUAGCGGCCAUGGAGGACUUCCAGCGCUCCUUAGAGCUGAAGAAGAAUCAGCCCAUCGCCAUGCUGUAUAAGGGACUCACCUUUUUCCACAGAGGCAUGCUCAAGGAAGCCAUUGAGACAUUCAAAGAGGCAUUAAAGUUGAAGUCUGACUUCAUAGAUGCGUAUAAGAGCCUCGGGCAGGCAUACAGAGAGUUGGGUGAUUUUGAGUCGGCGAUGGAGAGCUUUCAGAAAGCUCUUAUGUUGAACCAAAACCACAUCCAGUCUCUUCAGCUCCGAGGCAUGAUGCUGUACCACCACGGCUCGCUGCAGGAGGCCCUCGGCAACUUCAAGAGGUGUCUGCAGCUGGAGCCCUACAACGAGGUGUGUCAGUACAUGAAGGGGCUGAGUCACGUGGCCAUGGGGCAGUUCUACGAGGGCAUCAAAGCUCAAACUAAAGUUAUGCUGAACGACCCGAUGCUGGGACAGAAGGCCAGCCCCGAAUACCUCAAAGUGAAAUACCUCAGAGAGUACUCCCGGUACAUGCACUCUCAUCUGGAUAUCCCAGUGGCCGAGUACAACGUGGACCAGGACCUCCCGGGAAACUUUAAGAAUCACUGGGCCAAGAACCUGCCGUUUCUAAUAGAAGACUAUGAAGAACAACCGGGCCUGCAGCCACAUAUUAAAGACGUGCUGCCGCAGAACUUUGAUAGUUACAGUCCUGAGGUCCAGAAGAUAAUCUGCAGCGCAGACCAUUUGGGAGCGCUGAUGCAGUACGACACUCCUGGAUUUUUACCCAACAAGAGAAUACACAGAGCCAUGGGUUUAGCAACACUGGAGGUUAUGCAGGCCAUGCAUCGAACAUGGAGCAAUUCCAAGGUGCGAGUAAAUGGAAAGACGCGGCAAAUGCAGUGGAGAGACAUGUUCGACAUAGCUGUCAAAUGGAGAAGGAUCGCAGAUCCGGACCAGCCGAUUCUGUGGUUGGACCAGAUGCCAGCCAGGAGCCUCAGUCGAGGCUUCAACAACCACAUCAAUCUCAUCAGGGGGCAGAUAAUCAACAUCAGAUACCUGGCCUACUUUGACAACAUCCUCGACUUUAUCAAAGACAGAAUAUUAGUGUACCAUGGGGCCUUCAACCCUAGAGGGCUCCUUGAGGUCCGCCAGGCUCUUGAAAAUGUGAAUAAAGUAGAAGAUCUGCUUCCUAUAAUGAAGCAGUUCAACAGUAAAACUAGAGAUGGCUUCACUGUCAACUCCAAGGUGCCGAGCAUGAAGGAUCCUACGAAAGAAUACGAUGGUUUUACCAUCACCAUCACUGGAGACAGGGUGGGAAACAUGCUGUUCUCUGUGGAGGUCCAGACGACAGAGGAGCGGACUCAGCAGUACCAGUCAGAGAUCGAGUCCAUCUACAAAGACCUCACAGCUAAAGGAAAGGCGUUAAUGCUGUCCACUGAGCUCGGGGACGCGGAUGCAGUGUGCAACCUGAUCCUGUCGCUGGUUUAUUACUUCUGUAACCUCAUGCCUCUCUCCAAAGGAUCCAGCGUGGUGGCCUACUCCGUGGUGAUGGGGGCGCUGAUGGCCAGCGGAAAAGAGGUCAUCGGUAGGAUCCCUAAAGGAAAGCUCGUGGACUUCGAGGCCAUGACUUCACCCAGCCCGGACAGCUUCAGUAAAACGGCAAAGACCUGGAUGAAUCUCAAAAGUUUACCCAGUUGGUACCAGAGUCUCCCAUCUGUAGCAGAGACCUUCCCGUCCAUGAGAACAAUGAUCGAGGUCCUCAAUACAGACUCCUCUUCAUAUUGUCCUAAAAAGUCUUAACACAACUUCGACCUAGUAGAGAAAUCUGUGAAUUAAAGUCUUAAAAACAAAGUCUGCGCAGGCCAGAACAAAGAGACGGUCUUCUUCUACAACCCAAACAACACCGGGCCGACGCCUCCGACGGCGUCUGAGCACUACAGUCACCUCUGUUCAAAUUAAAAAAAAAAGAAAAACUUCCCGUUUACUUUAUGAAAUUUUCCAGUUUACCAUAAGCUACUACUUUUUUAAAUCUCCCCAUUAUCACAAAGCAGAGUGCUCGGUUUGUUUGGGAGGCAGAAGCAGCUCCGUCCACCUUCACUCGUCCUCUGCUCCACAGGCCUCAUGCCGACAAGAACACCUACAUCUGUCCAUCGGGACGUUUGUUGCACAGUCUCCACUAAAUCUGUCACUUUCAGCUGGUCGGAGAGCUGAAAAUGUGAUUUUCUGGACUUGUGUCAUUUAACUUUUUAGGAGGGAAAUAUUCAGCUCUUCUUUCUACCGUUGCCAUGCACAAACACGCCGGCCUGUCAGCAGAGGACGAGUUUGACGAUUUGAAAAAUAUGGAACAAAAUUUUCAGGGCUAUUAAAUUAAUAAUGUGAUACUUGAAGUAGUCUUUAUUAUUUAGCUGUUGUUUUUUUUUCCUUUAAGCAAUUGUCACUGUUUUUAUUGAGUGUUGAACCCUUUUGAAGUGUAAAAGUAAAAGAAACGUUGGUCAGACAUUUUAGAGAACUAUCAGUCAGUCGUUGCUUCCUGUGACGCGAACCGUCAGCAGUUAGUCAAAGCAGUAAAAACUCUUCCCAUUUCUUGGACAAAUAUUUGUUGGUUCCAGUGUCUCAGUUGUGAAUAGAUCGGUUUUUAUUAAUUUUAAAUAUCUGUAACUUGGUGAAAAGUUGUUUUUCAAAUUUCUUUUUGAGUUGGGGGACAAAGAAAAAGUUUUAUGAAAUAUUUUCUAUUGUAAAAUGCUGCAGAAAAGGUGAAUAAAACUAAAAUAAUUUAAACAGAGUUAAUAAGAAUGAAUGGGCUUCAUGUUCUCCAACCAGCGACGCCGGACAAGCAGCUUCAUGUCUGUCCCGUAACUUAAGUCUCUGCAGUGUGAACUAGAAAAGCCCUGUUCCUUACUCUAACACAGUUUCAGAGGUAGAUUUAAGCGGGAAUGUAAAAUCUGAGACUCUUGCCUGGAAGAUGCACACGGCAUCUCGUGAUCGUCCUCCUCCAUUUCUGACUGAGCUUUUUGAAAGUGAAUCACAGACGGAGAAAAACACGGUACAUUCUUCUCUUUUCUCUGGUAUCAUUCCUGAUCCUUAUCCGUCUUUGGCUUUGGUUUCCUUGUUUCCUCUCAUGGAUUGAAACUGUUGGUGUGGGCUUUGCUCUAUGACACCUGGGGGGAAUAUUUUGGGAAAACUGAGCUCAUUCCAAUGUUCCCACCUUCUGAUUCCUGCCUUUGAGAUAAGUGGUGACAAGCUCGGUUAUCUGGAUAAAACCUUGUCUGGCUUUAUUUUUACAUUUUUGUAAUGUGGUUUACUGAUUAAAUCAGACCAAAAAUGUGACUUUAAAUUCUUUGAAAUUUCUGUUGAUGGUAUCAAAAUCUGGCUAAAUAACAUUGCUACAUAUUAUCCAGAAUAUAAAAGCAUUUGUCAUUUUUGAUAAAUCCUGCCAAGGAUUUUAUAUAAGUUAGACGUGAUGUUUACGUGCAACCAUGUCUGGAAAUGUGUUGUCGAUGAGCCAGACACUGCUGCCUGAGUGUAUUUCUAACUAACUGUGGGUUUAAGCACAACAACGACAUUGUCUGAAAGGAUGCUCUGCUUUUGAGGCCUUUGAUACUCACAUUUUGGUCGCAGUAAGUUUUGAUAGUUCUGCUGCAGUUCCUGCUUUGAAAGUCUAAUUUCUCAUUUUGUCGCCGGACUACACCAUUCUGAAAACUGAAGAGAAGGAUCUCCUUGGUGUCCCUGUGUCCGUUUCUGGGUUCAUGUCACUGUUCGCUGGGUGGUCUGGUCUUGUAACCACUUAUUUGGGCAUUGGAGUGAGAAAUGCACAACACUCUUAAACCAUGGAGGAAGUUUUUCUAUUGAGUGUUCAACAGUCAAUAAAACUGGGUGACAAAACCAA
This is a messenger RNA of Cololabis saira (Pacific saury), 4675 nucleotides long. RefSeq names its product tetratricopeptide repeat domain 13 (gene ttc13). The record is from RefSeq and is a predicted model, not a curated record. NCBI's taxonomy places the organism in Eukaryota, Metazoa, Chordata, Actinopteri, Beloniformes, Belonidae. Bases 109 to 2589 code for a protein of 826 amino acids. Gene Ontology annotation, molecular function: protein binding. The transcript is spliced from 23 exons.